Molecule: messenger RNA, 4238 nt
Organism: Pogona vitticeps (central bearded dragon)
Lineage: Eukaryota; Metazoa; Chordata; Lepidosauria; Squamata; Agamidae
Source: RefSeq, a predicted model, not a curated record
CCCCCAACCAUGAGGGGCUGUACACCACAUCCAGCCACAGCUGUCCCAUUAAGACUUCUGAGUUCAUGGCGAUGAGAAACUAAAAGCCACUGGGAGCCUCCAAGAAAUGCUGCUGGUGGAAACUGUGCUUACUCAUAAGUAGUAGUUUUCUCUCCUCCUCUUUUUUUUGCCUAGUCACUUUUGUUUCAACAUGGGUGUGACUUUUCAUUCUGCUCCCCUCCCUGCGUUAUGUCACUACUUUGGUUACUUUGAAUUGGAAUAAAAACUGCAGCAAACUUCAGACGCUGGCUGGCUGUGCAGACUUUAACAAGACCGGGGACCUUUUCCUCCCCUCUGCCCCCUCCUUUGUCUAGGCUUGGAGAGGAACUCCUUACCUUUUCCACAUUAACUCGCAGAAGAAGCGAUGGCCAAGUUCUGGCUUUGUGCAGCUGUUGGAUUUUACUUGUUGCCGCUUUGUUUAGCCCAGAUAGGUCUGAAUAUAAGCUGCAGAUAUGCAGGGGUUUUCCAUGUGGAAAAAAAUCGGCGCUACAGUCUCACAAGAGAAGACGCAGUUGAGCUUUGCAAGGCCCUCAACAGUACCAUCCCAACAUUGGAGCAGAUGCAGAAAGCUUUUGCCCUUGGUUUUGAAACCUGCAGAUAUGGAUAUAUAGAAGACAAAGUCGUAGUUCCCCGACAUACCCCUUAUCAUCUCUGUGCAGCAAACAAUACUGGGAUUUACAUACUUGCUUCAAAUAUAUCUGACCGAUAUGAUACAUAUUGCUUUAACUCAUCAGAAACAAGAGAAAAAGUAUGUGACCCCGUGAUAAAGUUAUAUUCUGUUUUGCCGAAUAAUAACAAUACCAUAGAGAUUUUCAAUGCUGAUGGAUCCCACUAUAUUGAAGGGGAAAAAUAUACAGACCGACCGCCAGUUACUGAAGAUGAAACCAGUGCAGGCAGUGGUUCUGCGAACGACAGAGGAACAACAGAGCCCAACUUUAUCAGGCAUGGUGUCUCCCAAUAUCCCCAUCCUGCAGAUAGCAGUACCAUUCCAUACCUCAUCGGCAGGGAUGAUGAAGUUUCUGAUAACUAUGAAGAAGGUAAUUCUGAAGACCAGCACCCCAAAAGUACUACUGUUGGAGUAUCAAAUAAUGGAGAACACCAUGACAACGCUACUCAAGGUCAGCAAGUUCUCGAAGAUUUCCCUUUAUGGUGGUCAUCCAAGGAGCAUGAAGAACGGCACAAAACAACAUCCAGGAAGGAUGAGAGUACUGAAGAAAAUGAUGAUGAUGGUGGUGGUGAUGAUGGUGAUGAUGAUAAUGAAGAAGGGUCUGGCCAGAUUAAUCGUGAAACAGUUCUUGAAUGGAACAACAGUGGUGAUCAGGAACCUCCGCCAUCAAAUACCACAGCCGUGGUCCUCAGCAAGGAUAUCAAAAAUGAAGACUCAGCCCAUGACUCUUUUCUGCAUGGUGUACACUCUGAAAAGGACAGUGAAGUCAGAUACUCAACAAAUGGCACAAAGGAGGAUGUGCCUCCUGGAAUUGGUCCUCUUAGUGAUGAUGAACAUUACCCAACAACUACUGCUGCUUCCUCCAGUGAUGAUUUCUUCAACCAGGAAAACCAAAAUCAGCAUCCACAGGAUGGUGGUCACUCUGGAUUGGAGACUGGAGACACAGUACCUACAGCAACCACCACAUCAGAUACAUUGCCCACAGGACUUGUUCCCUCAAGUGAAAAAGAAAGUAUGCUGGGAAAAGGAGAUUUUCAUCAUACAGUGACAUUCUCCAAUGAGAGUGUUGGACAUGCAGAAGCAGAGGAGGAACCGUUGUCAGUUGCGGGUAAACCUGGACGGAGGAGUCAAGGAGGUUCUACCACAAACAGAACAAUCACUGAUGUCGUAAAUAUACUUACCUCUCCAAAUGAACGUGAUCGUGAAAAUGAGCUUUCUCAGACAGCAGAUGAGAGAUCUAAUGAUGGGAUGAAACAUGAAGAAUCUACUCAAGACCCAGUGUCAAAUGGUACACAUCUUGAAUGGGACAGUGAAGAAAUCCAUCUCUCAAACACAUCUAGCAAAGAAGUGGCCCCUGGAAUUGUUCCUCCAGUUGAAAACGAGCAUAAAAAUGAAUCAUUUUAUACAGUUGUGGUUGCCACCGAUGAGACUAACAAUGAAGAUUCUACGAAUAAUACGUUGAUCCAUGGGGUCCAUUCUGUCGGAAGCCAUGAAGACAGACAUUCUUCAAAUACAUCUAGAGAUGGGAUUCUCCCUGGCAUUGCUUCUACAAGUGAAAGCAAAGAUGACAAAUAUUUGGAAAUAUCCCAUACAGUAGUUCCCAGCAGUAGCACUCACUACGAAGACUCAUCCCAUGACACAGUGUUGCACAGGGAACAUUCUGAAUGGGAUAGUGAAGAAAAAUACCUCACAAACACAUCUGGAGAGUAUUUGUUGCCUGGAAUUAUACAUCCAACUGAAAGUGAUCAUGAAAAGGAAUCUUCACAUACAGUUCAAAGUUCCAGCAAUGAUGCCAAACAUGAAGAUGCUAUGCGUGAUCCAAUGUUACAUCAAGAACAAGGCAGAGAAGAUAAUUAUCACACAAAUAACACAGAAGAUGACAUAUUUCUGGAAAAUAUUCCACCAACUGGAUACAGUAGUGAUGAGAAAAUAUUUCAUACAGUUAUUGUACACAAUGAUCCUGAAGACUCAACUCAGGAGCCAUUACCUCCUACCCAUCAGCCUGGCUGGGACCCUGAAGAAAAAUAUCCCACUAAUACUUCUAGAGAUGAUGUGCUGGUGGAAGUUGAUACGGAUAGUAAAAAUGAACAUGAUCUUUCAUUUACAGAUGUGGUUUUUCAUGGGACCAAAGAAGAUUCAACCCUUGAACCAGUGAGUCAAUGGGGUAGUGAGGACCAGUACACUACACAGUCCCCAGCGGAUGUCUUAGUUCCUGGAAUUGUUCCUCGGAGAGGAAUAAAUCAAAAAAAUAAAACUGAUCAUACAGUUGGGGUCUCCAGUGAUGGAGCCAAAGGUGAAGAAUCAACACAACAUCCACCAAUGCAUGGGUUGCAUCCAGGAGGGAGCAAUAACGGUGAAGUAAAUAACACUGAAGAUUAUAGAGUACCUGGAGUUUUUUCGGAAGUUGGCAGUGAUUCUGACAGACGUUCCUCGACUUCUACUGCCAGUAUUAACCCUGAGGAACGUGAAGGGGGAGUGUCUCAUACAGGAAAGAAUGUCACACCUUUACCAGGAGAGUUCCCAAAAAGCCAGCCACGAAAGGCUCACAUACCAGAUUGGCUCAUCGUAGUUGCUUCUCUCUUGGCACUGGCAUUGAUACUUGGUGUAUGUAUUGCUGUGAACAGUCGGAGGAGAUGUGGACAGAAGAAGAAGCUUGUGAUCAACAAUGGCAAAGGAGGCAUAGAUGAGAAAAACGUGGGUGGUUUGAAUGGAGAAGCCAGUAAAUCUCAAGAAAUGGUGCAUCUGGUACACAAAGAGAAGCCAGAAGACCAAACAGGUUCACAUGAUGAAUUUCUGGCAAUUGAUGAAACACAGAACCAACAAGACGUAGCCUUGAAGAGUGGCAUAUAAGAAAGCUAUGCUGAGCCAAUGGCAUCAGAGUUGGGAAAAAGAAAACAUCACCUGGAACUGGGACUAAAACUCACAAAUGCAAUGAGCUACUGAUAUAUUUGAAGCAUUAUUAAGAAUGCAUUGUCUUCUCUAUUUUCCUUCCUUUUCUCAAUGGCCAGGUACAAGGUACAAAUCCCAUUUUCUCUUGGCCUAUCUGCCAUUGCAUAAUUUUGCCCAGUCCAAAAUGGUGACUAUGGUGUUACCAACAUUAUGCACCUCCCAGUUUCCAUCUGUCAUUUCAUAAGGCAGAAUGCUAGCUUUGAAUUGUUUUCCUCCAUUUGUGUCACUUUCAUCAUUAUAAGUUUAUGCAGCAACCGGAAUUGGUAAGCCAUUGAGACAUCAGAGCAACAAGCAUGUCCCUUAAGACAGAUUCAGAAAGGCAAGCUACCUAGAGUGUUGUUAUUAAUCAGAAUGGAGACUUGGGAACAGAAGUCCUUUUUUCACUUAGCCCUUCAGAAUUUGUCAGAUUUAUUGAAUCUCGCUUCUUGUUACUUUGGAAUUAUGCUCACCCAUGAUCAAAUACCUAAUGACAAAUUUGUUCAGACACUCAAGGGUAACGUUAUGGGGAAAAAACAGAAGGGGUGGAAGGAAAAGAAUAAAAUUGAUUUUAUAGCAAAUAAAUUUUUAUUCUCUAUAAGCUAAA